UCACCUGAAGAAGUUGCUACCCUUCUGAGGGCAGCAAAGAUAAAGAAUGUUCGUAUUUAUGAUGCCGAUCACAGUGUUCUCCAGGCCUUCAGUGGGACUGGGCUUGAAAUUGUGGUUGGACUUCCAAAUGGAUAUGUGAAAGAAAUGAGUGCCAAUGAGAGUCAUGCAAUGAGUUGGGUUAAAGAAAAUGUGCAGUCAUUUCUUCCAGGGACAAAAAUUGUUGGAAUCGCUGUGGGGAAUGAAGUUCUGGGAGGGGGUGAUUAUGAAAUGUGGGGAGCUCUUUUAGGUGCAGUUAAAAAUGUUUACAAUUCUAUAAAGAAGCUUGAUUUAGCUGAUAAAGUUCAGAUCACCACAGCUCAUUCACAGGCUGUAUUUGAUAAGUCCUACCCCCCCUCAUCAUGUAUAUUUAAAGAUGAUGUUGCUCAGUAUAUGAAGCCAUUAUUGGAAUUUUUCGCUCAAAUUGGCUCUCCUUUCUGUCUGAAUGCCUACCCAUUUUUGGCCUACAUGGGUGAUCCAGAGAAUAUAGAUAUGAAUUAUGCUCUUUUCCUGUCAACUCAGGGGAUUGACGAUUCAAAAACUAAUCUGCAUUAUGAUAAUAUGCUUGAUGCUCAGAUCGAUGCAGCCUAUGCUGCUUUAGAAGAUGCUGGAUUUAAAAAGAUGGAAGUUAUAAUUACUGAGACUGGGUGGGCUUCACGUGGAGAUGACAAUGAAGCAGCUGCAACAGUUGAUAAUGCUAGAACAUACAAUUAUAAUCUGCGGAAAAGGCUUGCAAAGAAGAAAGGAACUCCACUUAGGCCGAAGAGUGUGGUGAAAGCUUAUAUUUUUGCAAUUUUUAAUGAAAAUUUGAAACCGGGGCCAACUUCCGAGAGGAAUUUUGGACUAUUUAAGCCUGAUGGGAGCAUUGCAUAUGACAUUGGAUAUCAUGGGCUGAAAUCUUCAUCUGCUGAUUCGUUGCAGAAGUAAGUUACGGACGGCUGCAAAUAGCUGGAUAUGCUUUCAUCGGGCAAAGGAAAGAUUAGUGCAACAUUAUUGCACAAAUUAUGGUUAAUUACUAGUUGCAGAGAAUGAUAUAUUUGAUGACAAAGCUGUUUAUUUAUUUAAUUCGGUUUUGGUGAAUACUUAGCAGUUGACCCCUGUGUAUAUCAAGUGAAUAAAAGAAAUGGGAAAACAGAAUACCCAACCUCAGAUAACUCUUUACUAUUUACAGGAACAAAUUAUUGAGGGAGCAGACGUGUGCGUAUGCAGUUAUUUUUUUUUUUUUUUUUUUAUGAUUUAUGAUACUAAAUCAUCCACUG
Messenger RNA from Pistacia vera, 1295 nucleotides. RefSeq names its product glucan endo-1,3-beta-glucosidase 11-like. Bases 145 to 963 code for a protein of 272 amino acids. Lineage: Eukaryota; Viridiplantae; Streptophyta; Magnoliopsida; Sapindales; Anacardiaceae. The record is from RefSeq and is a predicted model, not a curated record. Gene Ontology annotation, cellular component: plasma membrane. The transcript is spliced from 2 exons. Gene Ontology annotation, molecular function: hydrolase activity, hydrolyzing O-glycosyl compounds. Gene Ontology annotation, biological process: carbohydrate metabolic process.